Molecule: messenger RNA, 2299 nt
Organism: Amaranthus tricolor (Joseph's coat)
Lineage: Eukaryota; Viridiplantae; Streptophyta; Magnoliopsida; Caryophyllales; Amaranthaceae
Exons: 7
Coding region: 635-2068 (477 amino acids)
Source: RefSeq, a predicted model, not a curated record
UUUUAAAAAGAAAAUAAGAUUUUAUCCUUCAAAACCGGCGUCUCAGUCCACACACAUAAAUUUCCUUCUAACGUGUCUCAUUGACUCUUUUUCAAUUUCCCCUUUUAUCGUCCCUCUUUCUUUACCCGAUUUCCCCAUUUCGGAGCUCUGACCCAUCAUCAAGGGAUCAUCACUCCCUUUUCCCCUUUUUAUUUUUUUAUUUUUUUUCAUUUUCUAAACCCUAAUUUCUUGCUUUCUUGUUCAAUUUGUGAUUUUAUAGCAGAUCCACAAACCUUAGUUUUGAAAAUUUUCGUGUAUUUUUGGUGGUGGUUUUGGUGGUGUUAGUGGUUGGGAAGGAUAAUUAGAAUCAGACGAUUGAACUCUAAUACGUACUUCUGUAAUCAGUGACUUUAAUUGGAUCCAGAAACCCUAAAUGUUUUAUUUUGUUUUUUUGUGCAAGUUUUUGGGGGGAUGGUGGUGUUUGUAGUGUAGGAGAUUAAGAAUCAGAAGAUUGAACCCUAGUCUCUUACCUCUUUCUGCUUUCUGUGACUUUCUAUCUGAUCCAGAGUUUUAUUUUUGAGUUUGUAAAGUUGUUGUUGUUGUUGGUAUAAGUAGGGAGAGAGAUUAAGAAUCAGAAUAUUGAAUUUAUCGGCGGAUGUCGGUGGAGAGAUCAUUUGAAGCAUGGGAAGAGGUGCAGCGACACGGCCAAGAUUUGGCUGAUAAGCUUGCACAAGGUUUUACAGGUUUAAUUCAAUCUCAUAUUUCUCCUCCUUCUUUUGCUUGGCCAAAUCCUCCUACUACUAAGCUUUUCGAUGUGGAUUUCGAGUUCCCUACCCAAAAUUUUGUCCCCAAAGACUUUGGUCUUGCAAUUGAUAAUUCAGGACUUAAUGGGGUUUCUGCUAUUUUUGAUAUCGGAAAUAAAAUAGGCCAAGCUGGGGCUGAUUUUGGGGCUUGUGUUAAUGGGUUAGUUCAGCAGUUUUUUAGGGCAAUACCUGUUCCUUUUAUGCACAAUGACAAUGAUAAGGGCAUGGUUAAGCUUCAUCAUGUUGACAAUGAUGGCCAAAGAGGUGAUAUGCGUAUAUUGGUCAGAGAGGAAUUAGGUUCUUUGGCUGAACAAUGGGGUGACUUGAAGUUUUCUGAAAAAACUGAGGCGGGUGUUGAUGGUUUGGUCGAUGAUGAGCUUUCUGGAUUUAAUCUUAAGCUUGCUGGUCUUUUUGGAAAAUCUCAGGGGACUGUGAACUUGACAUCCUCUUAUGACAGUAGAACUCGUGAUAUACAAAGUUCUCUUGCUGCACGUGGAGAUUUAUGGAGACUUGAGGCAUCAAAUGGUAGUUCUACGUCAGGAUCUGAUAGUUCAUCAAUGUUUUUGGUCCAGCUUGGACCUCUGCUCUUUAUUCGUGAUUCAACACUUCUUCUGCCUGUUCAUCUGUCGAAACAACAUUUGCUUUGGUAUGGCUAUGAUAGAAAGAAUGGUUUGCACUCCCUUUGUCCUGCGGUUUGGACUAAGCACAGGAGGUGGCUUUUGAUGUCAAUGAUUUGUCUCAACCCUUUGGCUUGUUCAUUCAUGGAUCUGCAAUUCCCAAAUGGGCAGCUUACUUAUGUUGCAGGGGAGGGAUUAACUACUAGUGCAUUUGUUCCGUUUUGUGGGGGUCUGCUUCAAGCACAAGGUCAAUACCCUGGGGAAAUGAAGUUCAGCUUCUCUCAUAAGAAUAAAUGGGGAACACAAAUUACACCUAUGAUACAGUGGCCUGAUAAAUCAUUCACUCUUGGUUUUGGGCAAGACUUGGCUUGGAAGCGUUCUGGUCUUUUGGUGAGGCCAACUGUCCAGUUUAGUCUAAGCCCUACAAUUGGCGGAAGUGACCCUGGAAUACGCGCCGAACUUGUUCAUACAGUCAAGGAUAAGUUAAAUCUAAUAUAUGGGUGUUCAUACUCUGCACAUCCUUCAGCAUUUGCAUGUGUGUCUCUUGGUAGAUCCAAAUGGAAUGGGAAUGUUGGAAGCACUGGGGUUGUCGUGAGAGUCGAGACUCCGCUCUGCAAUGGCGGAAGACCGUCGUUCUCCGUGCAGCUAAAUAAUGGCAUCGAGUUUUAGCAUCUUGCCAAGUUAAUCAUGUACCUUAAAACCAAAUGUGUAUAUUCUUAACUCCCACACUUAUGAACAUAUACCUCACUAGUCACUACCCACUUGUAUAUAUUGACUUCCGAGUAAAUGCUGGUAGUCUGGCGCUUUGUAUCAUCUGAGGAUCCAUUCCGUUUUGUUUGGAUUCUGAAAUUUUGCCAUCACUUUCUAGUUUCUGGAAAUGAACUGAAUUAUAAUUUAAAA